AUGGGCGGCCACGAUGAUGACGACACGAUGCCGUAUGUGGGCAACAAACAGCACGACAAAGAGCUGAAGAAGAACAAACUCAAUGAUUGGUGCGAGCAGGAGUCAACGGGCAACAAUGCCAAGUGGCGCAAGGAGGGCCAGAACCAGUUGCGUAAAGUGAGCGAAAACCAGCAGGAGCAGGACCACAACUGCAACAUUUCUCAAAAUGGCAACCUGGAGGAGGAGCGCGAGGAGUCCCCCAAAGUAGCCACCCGGGAGGAGGCCAAUAACAUCCUCAAUGAGCCGCUCCUCAUCCACACCGCCGAUGAUGAUGAAGAGAAGGAGAGAGAAGAGGAGGACAAGGGCGAGAAGUUGGAAGAAGCGGCUACAGAUUGGGAGAAGGCCCAGUCAGGUGGAGGAAUAGAAGGUAGCGUCCCUGGGAGGAAUGCGUGCCUCCUUUUCGCCAAUGUCAACGCGUCCCCGAGCGAUGACGAGGCCAACUGGCCUGCCGCCGCUCAAGACAAUGUUACUGAUGCUACUUCUCCCAACGGCAAUAGAGACUCCUUUUGGGACUCCAAUGCCUUCGAGACGGACACUGACCUACCUACCGGCUGGAUGAGAGUGCGUGAUACGUCGGGCACAUACUACUGGCAUAUUCCCACCGGCACCACACAGUGGGAGCCCCCCUCACCCCUGGGGAAGAUUGACGACUCUGUGCUGUCGUCCACCAUGUCACUGGAGACCACCCCAUGCGAGGAGCCUGAGGAAACCUGGGGUCAGUUUUCUAGCACAGAAGAAAGCGCUGAUGGAGAGCUGUGGAAGGAGGAAGGAGAGGUUACGUCCGAUCAAAGCCUGCGAGAGUUUGAGGGAGCAACUCUACGUUAUGCUUCAAUCAACCUCAACUACAACUGCUCCCAGCCUGAGGAUGAAGAGAAGAUGAUUCCACCCUGCACAGAUUUAGAAAGCAAGUGCUUCGCAGUGCGUUCUUUGGGCUGGGUGGAGAUGUCUGAGGAAGACAUGGCGCCCGGCAAGAGCAGCGUGGCAGUCAACAAUUGUAUUCGACAACUCUCGUACCACAAACACAACUUGCACGACACCGCCGGGAUCUGGGGAGAGGGUAAGGACAUGCUGAUGGUGCUGGAGAACGACACCAUGAACCUAAUCGAUCCACUAGGUCAGACGCUGCUCCACACGCAGCCUAUCGGCAGCAUCCGUGUUUGGGGUGUUGGCAGAGACAAUGGCAGGGAAAGGGAUUUUGCUUAUGUGGCUCGGGACAACCUGACGCAAGUCCUUAAGUGUCAUGUGUUCCGCUGCGACUCGCCCGCCAAGAACAUCGCCACCACUUUGCACGAGAUGUGUUCCAAGAUAAUGAUGGAAAGAAAGGCAUCAAAGUCAGGCUUGAGUCGUCUCAGCUCGGACACUGGGAAACCUUUGUCGGUGGAAGAGUUUCCAGCUCCCAAAAAUGAACUUUUCCAGCGCUUCCAUGUGUAUUACCUUGGUAGUGAGCCUGUGGUGAAGCCUGUGGGUAUGGAUGUGAUCAAUGACGCACUGGAGGCGGCUGUAGAGGGCAAAGACAAGAAUGACUGGACGCCAGUUUCUGUCAACGUGGCGCCUGCGACGCUCACCAUACUUGCAAAACAGACUGAAGAAGUGCUGUCAGAGUGCCGGGUGCGGUUCCUUUCCUUUAUGGGCGUGGGCAAAGACGUGCGCACCUUUGCAUUCAUCAUGGCCGAUGGCCCAAGAGACUUCACCUGCCACAAGUUCUGGUGCGAGCCCAAUGCUGCCAGUCUCAGCGAGGCCGUCCAGGCCGCCUGCAUGCUACGCUACCAGAAGUGUCUGGACGCCCGUCCGCCCAGCCUUGCGUCCUGCUUGCCCACACCGCCCACAGACUCUGUGGCCCGACGCGUCAAGAAGGGCGUGCAGAGUCUGCUGGGGAGCUUCAAGAGUUACAGGUCUGGCUCUCAGUCGCCUUGA
This is a messenger RNA of Nerophis lumbriciformis (worm pipefish), 1953 nucleotides long. Lineage: Eukaryota; Metazoa; Chordata; Actinopteri; Syngnathiformes; Syngnathidae. The record is from RefSeq and is a predicted model, not a curated record.